CUCCCACUAUGUUUCUAACCAAGUACAGAUGAAGUAACCUUCUUGUAGAGUUUGAUCCUCCACACAGAGCUGUCCAGAUUUCUCUUGAUUGGCUUCUUUCAGCACUUAAGGACUGGUUUUUUGGAAUGUAAACCUGUUCUCUUCCCCAUGCACAGAGUGAUUAUUGAUACAUGACUGCAUCAAUACAGAAAAGUUGUGAGCAAUUCUGACAUAAAAUGAUGAAACUACCCUGUUUUCUGUUGUUUGUUUUGGUCUUCUGCUACCUGAAAAGCAUAAAUGCCAAAAGAGAAAAGAACAACAGCAAUAAAGAUAAAAUUAAGUUCCCAACUUCUGGUCAGUUGGUAACAAAGGACAACCAUACUUGUGCCUGGGAAAUAUCUGGUGAUGAAGAUGUUGUUUUCCUUGUGAAUUGCAACCUGCCAGAUAGUAAAAAUUACUGGUGCAAGUACAUGGGGAGUCCACAGCAAUGUCCCGCCUACAGCACAAAGGCUAUCCAUUACUGGAAAGAAAUCAUUGGCCGAAUAAAGAAAAAGAAAAAUGCCUGUGAAAACAAAACCCUGAAACCAAGAAUAUGUAAAAGGGGUUCAGCAGCAUCUCAUUUAAGGCUUGUAGAAAAAAAUCAGAGCCUGCCAAAAGCUGAUGAAAAGGAAAGACGGAAGGGGAGUGGACGGAGGAAGGAUUCUGAAAAGGCCAACUCAGAAUCAAGUGAACCACAACAUGCUGCAAGUGCUUUUGAGCAGCAUGGCAAAUCGAGGAAAAUUAUAUCUAAACAGGCAGCUAAAGAAGAACUGACAUCUGCUCCAACAGGAGAGGUCAAUGAUGAAAAAGUCAGUGAUGACAAUUUGGAUUUUAAUGAGGGCCUUUCAGAAGAAUACUGCAAUGAGAAAUGGCAGAGCUUUUGCUCACUGUUGGUCAGUUUCUGGAACGGUUAAAUGACCCUUAAAUAAUUAGUAGCUAUAGUAUUUUAUAGCCCGAAUGUAUGUAUCACAUCACUCAGUAAACGUAAAAUAUAUAACAAAAGGAAGUUGUAAAUUUAUUUUGUAUGGAUUAACAAUUUCCUAACACAACUGAUAAAAUGCUCUUUAAAGUUUUGGGGCCCUAAUCUUGAUUAUGUAGAACUUAAAAUGGCUGUUCCUAAAGUAAACUGCUAACAAGUCUGAACCACAAAAUAAGUCACUGGACAUUGUAAUAGAUAUCUGAUUUUAGCUAUUGCAUGCAAUAAUAAAGAUUCAUUUUAUAUAA
Messenger RNA from Protopterus annectens (West African lungfish), 1242 nucleotides. RefSeq names its product fibroblast growth factor binding protein 3 (gene FGFBP3). The record is from RefSeq and is a predicted model, not a curated record. Bases 216 to 932 code for a protein of 238 amino acids. Gene Ontology annotation, molecular function: growth factor binding. Lineage: Eukaryota; Metazoa; Chordata; Ceratodontiformes; Protopteridae. Gene Ontology annotation, biological process: cell-cell signaling. The transcript has 2 exons.